Phlebotomus papatasi is the source of this 1679-nucleotide messenger RNA. RefSeq names its product fatty acyl-CoA reductase 1-like. Gene Ontology annotation, cellular component: peroxisome. The coding region runs from base 37 to 1593 and encodes 518 amino acids. NCBI's taxonomy places the organism in Eukaryota, Metazoa, Arthropoda, Insecta, Diptera, Psychodidae. The transcript has 3 exons. Gene Ontology annotation, biological process: long-chain fatty-acyl-CoA metabolic process. Gene Ontology annotation, molecular function: alcohol-forming very long-chain fatty acyl-CoA reductase (NADP+) activity. The record is from RefSeq and is a predicted model, not a curated record.
GUCUUUCUGUGAUCAAGUGAGACAGUUCAGAGGAUCAUGAAUUCCUAUGAGUUACCUGCAAUUGCUGAAUUUUUCCAUGGUCGGGAGAUUUUCAUCACUGGCGGAACGGGUUUUAUCGGAAAGGCCAUCAUAGAGAAGAUCUUGUAUUCCUGUCCGGAUGUCAAGAGGAUUUAUUUGCUGCUGAGAUGCAAGAAAAGUGUUUCUGUGUGUGAUCGUCUUGUGAAAUUCAAGAGCAACCAGAUUUUCAAUCGGGUCCGGCAGAGAGAUGAGAGUCUCUUGGAUAAAAUUGAAGCACUGCCUGGAGAUUCGAUGUGUCUGAAGUUGGGAUUGAGUGAGGAAGAUAUUGAGAAGAUGGAAUAUGUCUCGGUGAUAAUUAAUAGCGCUGCAAGUGUCCGUUUUGAUGAACCUCUUGGUCAGGCGGUUUUUAUGAAUACGAGAAGUGCCCGGGAACUUUGUUUGAUUGCUGAGAAGUUGAAGAAUCUCAAGGUUCUUGUGCACAUCUCAACGACUUACUGCAAUACCAAUUAUCCGGUGAUCGAGGAGAAGGUUUAUCCUCCGUUGGCCGAUUGGAGGGAAACCAUCAAAAUGGCUGAGAGUGUCGAUACGGAUAUCUUGGAGAUCAUUGCGAAAAAGUAUAUGGAUUUCCAGCCGAAUACCUAUACUUUCACUAAGCAUUUGGCUGAGCAGAUCAUGAAUGAGUGGUCAGAGAAACUUCCCAUCAUCAUCUUUCGUCCAUCAAUCAUGGCUCCUUCGGUUAAGGAACCGUUUGAGGGAUGGGUUGACAACUUCAAUGGAAUCAUCGGUCUUGUAGUAGCUGGAGGAUCAGGUAUAGCUCGUGUCUAUUACUUUUCACAGAAGAUCAAAGGAAAUUUUCAGCCAUUGGACGUCUGUGUUCGAUCACUUCUCGUGGCCACGUGGAAACAUGGUCAAGGGAUCAGUAACAAUAUGGUCGUUUACAAUUGUGCCUGUAGUAGGGAGAAGGAGAUCAGCGGCGAUGAAAUUUUUUCCAUUUGCUCAAAGGCAAAAUCCGAGAUUCCAUUCAAUGAAAUGAUAUGGCUACCAAAUGCUACAGUAACAUCUUACUACUUUUUUUACAAAUUCAUUCUAUUUCUUUUUCAAGUCUUUCCGGGCAUGAUCUUUGAUCUUAUCCUGAAGAUCUGUAAUAAGAAAGCCAUUGUGUUGUUCUUUAUGAGAAAAUUUCAUUAUGCCACGUGCGCUCUGUCUUAUUUUCUUUUCAAGAGUUGGUAUAUUGUUACUGAAAAUUACUGCAAUUUGAUGAAUGACAUCAAGAAUGAAGAUGUUGAAGAAUUUAGGUUUGACUUAUAUGAAAGUUUUGACCUAAAGGAGUACAUGUAUCGGUCAACUUUGGGUGGAAGGCGAUAUCUGCUGAAUCAACCAGAUGAGGAUCUACCUCAGGCUAGGAGAAACUAUCGGAUCUUUUGGUUGCUCGAUCGAGGAGUCAAAUUGAUCUUCUGGAGUAGUUUGAUCUACUUCCUGAUCACACGAUACGAUCUUCUCAAUUUUUCCAACGAUAACAUACUACUGCAUCAUUCACUGAAGAUUCUCAAUAUUUCUUCCACAUCAUUUCCAUAAAUAAUUAGUUUGCAAUUUGAGGUGGGAUUGAAUGCAGAAAGAAGAAGAAAAAAACUAAAUAAAAUGGGAAAGAGGCAAGAAAAAAA